Molecule: messenger RNA, 1437 nt
Organism: Laetiporus sulphureus 93-53
Lineage: Eukaryota; Fungi; Basidiomycota; Agaricomycetes; Polyporales; Laetiporaceae
Exons: 9
Coding region: 1-1437 (478 amino acids)
Source: RefSeq, a predicted model, not a curated record
AUGAGCCAUAUUUCUAAGGUUGACAGUGACGAAGAUGAGCACAAGCCGCACACAAAACAUGUCAAUGACAUCGUUCGCAAGCUAACAGCAAAUUUUCCUGCCAUCUCACAGGCCCGCGAGGAGGCAAAUCGGACAUUUCACCGAGCAGAGCAGGUGGCUAAGUCACCAGAGAAAAAAAACAUCUGCAUUGGCCCACUGAAGGGGGUUGGAAAAGCGAAUUUGGCAUCAGGAAGCAAGGCGACCAUUGCACGUGUUGUGUCAGGCUCUGCAAGAGUAGUCUCCAUCAGUGUCUUUCCUGUCAGAUUGAAAAAUGUCUAUCAGCAACAACUGCAGAAUCUCGGCCUGGGCAUCCUGAAUGUUCAGAAUGAGUUUCUGUUCUGGAAGUCAUGGACCCCAGCGCAGAUGCAUGCAUUCUUAUGCAAUCACCUGCCGAUGUUCUUCUGCUAUCUGGCAAUGAAGGAUCCCUGGGUCCUGACGAUUGGAGCACAUGAUGAUGAAGAGCUGGCUCUACUAGAGCUGCUGUAUGUGCUGCUGUCGAAGGAAGACUGGAGCAUGAAUGUUGUCAAUAUCAGUCAUCCUGACGAAAGCAAUUACUUCACUUACAAGAGCCGUAGCAGCAUGACUUGGCAAGAUUCGCACGUUUGGAUUGGAUUACGCGAGAUCAUCGAUCUCGAUGAUUUCAAGGAAUGGGCAGAGCAGCAGAAGGUCGACAGUGCACAGGUGGGAAGGGAAGAUGGGAAGUCUGCAAGCAUAGCGUCAGAAGGAAGUGACUUGAAGGGCAAGGCCAAAGUGCCUGCCAAUCCACAAUCAAACACAACGACCAUGGUGGCAAAGCAUCCAUUCCUGCUCUUCUUGGAAGAUGACACUGAUGAUGAGAUCAUCGAACGUGGACUCCAUUCCCCAAGUCCAACUGACAGUGCUCAUCUGAAGAGAAUCAAGAGAUCAAAGAUCCUCAGUGAAGUGGAUGUGGCUGUGGGAGGAUCAAGCUCUAUGGCGAGUGGUAGCUUGACUGAUGCAGCAUCAAUUGCAGCUGCCAGUGAUGCAGAGGAGAGUACCCCUGCAGCCAAAGGAGGGCGCAUUGAUAUCGACCUCAGCAAUGUGCCUGACAGCAAGGAUGAGCAGCCCACUACCCCAAUUGCCCAGCCUCAUGGAGGACCAGUGCAGGGUGAUGACCUGAAAUGGCAGUGGGUCGAGUCAGUGGGGAUGCGGAAGAGGACACAGAGAGAUGGGAAACACAUCACUGGAGGCAGCACACAUGGUGCUGGCUUGCGAUGGGUGAGGCUGCCAUGGAGGUACUCGAGCUGGUGCUGGAGCAUAAUGAGGAAAGAUGAUGGCUGGAGAGAUGAGCGUCAUCGCUCUUUAGAGUACAUUGGAAACGUUGGCCAUGAGGCCUCUCUGUGGAACCCGCAUGAUGCAAAGGAUGGGAAGACACCAUAA